UUGUAUAAAACAAAUCAACUUGAUUCAUCGAUGGAUCUUCCGGAUUUAAUGACAAUGAUGGAUACGUUACAAUGGCUAAAAGAAAUUAACGAUAAUGAUUAUCUCGAAAUCAUUACAAUUGAUGCCGUUAAUGUCAUCAUAUAUGACAAGCAGAUGCGAGUCAUACGCACAUCAUCCCUGAUUACACUGAGUAAUUUAAUGGAACCAUUAUCAUCGAUAACCAGAGAUAUUUUACGGAUAUGUCAUUAUUUUCGAAUCGAUAAUCACACUAUCAUCAGUUAUAGUAUUGAAUUGUUUGAUAGAUUUUUUGAAAAUAUUCUCGAUUUGGCCAUAUCGAAAUCAUUCAUUUGGCUAGGCAACGAAUCGAUCGAUUUGACCGAACGUGUUGAUUUUGGUUCGAAGCAAAUGCUCAUCGAUAGUGGGGAAUGUUUUGAUUAUCUUUAUUUGAUCAUUUUUGGUUUGGAUAUACCGAUGAAUAUUCGUGAUUUGUAUGGUCGAAAUGAUUAUCGUACAUUAUGUAUUGCUAUCUGUGUAUUGAUCGCUAGUAAAUUACAUGGAGAACGAUCAUCGUUUUCAAGUGCAAACAUUAUUCAUUUGAUGGAACGAAUCAAUGCUCCUGCCGAGUUUUGUACGAGAAACAACAUCAAUUCGAUCGAGGUUAAUAUUUUGAAUUUGAUCAAUUUUGAUCCGAAUAUCAUAACAUUGAACAUUUUUGUCGAAACACUGCUAUCGAUCACAAUUCGUUACAUCCAGAUGAAUUAUCCAAAAGAUUAUCGUAGCAUUAAUAUCGACCAUCUUGUGAAGAUUUCUCAGCUAAUAACUCAAAACUAUUACAUAUCAAGAUUUGAAAUUUUUUGUGAUUUAUUUCGAAAUGAAUACAAGAUGGAAUUCCAGAUUGUUGUAUUAGAACACAUCAUUUCACUGCAAAAUUUAUAUCGUGAUAAAAUGCUAAUCGCUAGCGGAAUCGUAUCCUCAUUGUUUCAUUUGAAGCCACUAGAAACAUUUCAACAUGAAGAACUUUUGCAUUUUUUGUCAAACAUGACUACAAUACCAAUCGAUCGUAUUGGACAAUGUCGAGAUGUAUUGAUUCAACGAAAUUGUUAAUUAUUAAUUAUUAAUCAUUAGUAUUUGUUGUGAACAAAAACAUUAUUAUAAUACUAUAUAUGCAAAAAAA
This is a messenger RNA of Dermatophagoides farinae (American house dust mite), 1174 nucleotides long. RefSeq lists its product as uncharacterized. The record is from RefSeq and is a predicted model, not a curated record. Lineage: Eukaryota; Metazoa; Arthropoda; Arachnida; Sarcoptiformes; Pyroglyphidae.